AUGGCGACCUCACAGCCCGCAGCGGGCAGUGAUACUUACCAGGAUGAGGACAAGCCAGGUGUUUGUCGGAAGUGCGCCGAGUCUGGCCUGGACUGUUUUGCUUUCCUGGGCCGGGGUGCAGUUGCGACUGGGCGGGGUGCCUAUCAGGCAACACGACAAUGCGCGUAUCCGGUGAAGGAGUCCCUCCUGGGCGCCGCAGACAAUACGCUCUUGACGGGGGAGGGCAUGCCUGCGGUUUGUAUGCAGGGGAUGUCAAUGUGCAUCUUCUGCGUACGGCAUCCCUUCGAAACGAUGCAGAACAGAGAAGAUAGCCUCGUUGUUGCAGGCAUGGAUUUGGAACUCAGCAACUGCUCCGAAAAGAAAGACCGGAUGUUGGUUCAAGCAGGGAGUGCAGGGGCUGGUGAGGGGAACAACGGCACCUGCCUUGCAGAGGCCAUCAUUGUCAGCGUGCAACAGGGCUUCUUCAUGUUGUACCUGGCCUCCUUAGCAGACAUUGCGCCGGAGGACCCACGGCUGAUGGCAGCACUGCGGGCAGCCAGCCAGGCCACGAUUUUCCUCGCAGUGUCGUUCCCGCUUCGGAAGCACUGGGUCUUCACAGCGUCCCAGCUACCACUUCCUGCCGGGACGAGGUCCACGGACAGCGUCACACAGGGAGGAGCAGACCUGCUGGACCUGUGGGAGGAGUUCAACAGCUUCGUCACCAGCCGGCGCAAAAAUGGCGCUGCAAGCUGGGAUGUUGUGGUACUGCAGGUUGGCAAGGGCACGGAAGAAAGCCAGCGCUUCGCGUUAACUGAGGUGCUUCGCCACAACUACGCGGCUCUGCUGAAGGAAAUCUCGGUGUCGAAUGUGAUUCUCUACCAGACCUGGUCCGGCCCCUGGCCAGAGGAAAACGAGGUGGAGCAGCUCAACAAGAGCCUGGAGGAGUACACUGCAGCACUUCUGUCUGCAGGGCUGGCGGCGGUGACACCCGCCAGGGUGGGUCACGCAUUUCUGCAUGUCCGGGCCGCACGCGCAGAGAACGACCGGAUCUAUCCGGCCUUGUGGAAGGAUGACAUGGGCCACGGCUCUGCACUGGCAGGUGCCCUAGCCGCAGCGGUGCUGGUGAGGGCCCUCGGUCUGGAUGACGGCCGCCCUUUGGGAAGGAUUCUUGAAGCGAUGCUUCCAUCCGCCUGGCGAACGGCAAGCCCCGGCUUCGCAGGACAGGCGGAGUUUGGCCAGAAGGGCUGGCGGGAUGAAGGAAAAGGUACCACCGCAGAAGUGAUGCAGCUGCUGGGAAACACGGAGGAGGAUCUGCCCUUGAGCAAGUACCCUCCCGGCAUGCGCACAGAGAAGAGAGACCUGGGCUUUGCCUUUGGCGACAUCCUUGCAUCAGCUGCCUCCAAGGCUGUCGAUGCAUGCACAGUGGAUGCCUCCGCCGCACGGACAGCCGCAGGCUAUGCAACGCAACCGCCAGCUGCCGCUGAAGCAGUGAGCAAAUCAAGAAGGUGGAAGCGCUGA
Molecule: messenger RNA, 1497 nt
Organism: Symbiodinium sp. CCMP2456
Lineage: Eukaryota; Dinophyceae; Suessiales; Symbiodiniaceae
Source: the annotation of a GenBank genome assembly